Molecule: messenger RNA, 1770 nt
Organism: Exophiala aquamarina CBS 119918
Lineage: Eukaryota; Fungi; Ascomycota; Eurotiomycetes; Chaetothyriales; Herpotrichiellaceae
Exons: 4
Coding region: 1-1770 (589 amino acids)
Biological process (GO): regulation of DNA-templated transcription
Molecular function (GO): zinc ion binding; DNA-binding transcription factor activity, RNA polymerase II-specific
Source: RefSeq, a predicted model, not a curated record
AUGCCGUCGUCUGGGAAAAGUCGGCCGAUUAAGCCGGUCGAAGAGGGGCAACCAUCCAAAGCCUCGACCACGCGAAAACGGCAGUCCAGUGCUCGAAUAUCAGCAGCAUGUGAGGCAUGCAAGAAGCGCAAAACAAAAUGUACUGGAGGACCUCCUCCUUGCCAACUUUGCCAAUCACUUGGAACCGAAUGUGUGAUAGACCUGACGCUUGAUAUGCGGCGGCGCGCAGCUCUUCAACGGACAGUCGACGAGUCCAAGUCAUUCCAGGAAACCCUGGACAAAUUGAUCGAUUGCAUCCGCGACGAAUCAUCACUCCGAUUCGAAACUCUUCUUGAAUAUGUUCGAAGUGGAGCAUCCAAUCAAGAUGUCAUCGAUGCAGUGCAACAUUGGCCUGGAAAUCUCGAAGAUGACAGCGACAACAUGUCAAUCUUGCACAAUAGUACACAGGAAAUGCCGUCACCGCCGAGUGAACCGGUAGAUGGCUCAAGCGGAGUGCAAAGCCAGACCGCUAGAGAUGUAUUCCCUGACGGCAGUGAAAAUCAUGUGAGCGAACAAGAUGUUUCGGGUAGUGGAGGUUCCUCCUGGUUUGGAAAAAGCCAGGGGUUGGAGUCAGCAGGAGAGAUAUCAGCUCUCGUAUCCAAGCUAAAGGUCUUGCCCCAAUCCGAUGGUGAGCAGCUACUUCACCAAGUCUUGGCAUCAAACGAUGGCAGAGCCCACUAUGAUGCCGGCUAUGCUGCUGCGCAGUAUUCACUUGAUGGCUUUGGUCGAGGUGUGGUUGCUGCGUCAAAUGCGGAGCGCUCAAUAUGGCACCCCGCCUUACAUGUCCGUUCAGAGUCGGCCUGGUCUCUAGAACAACAACAGAACGCACACAAUGGUCCUUUUCAACGACGCUCUGUCGUUGGCAGCACAGAUUUCUUGUCCUGGGCCAGUUCCUCGGGAUUCCAAUCACCAGCAUCUCACACUGGACCUCUUCCAUCACUGAAGGCAUCGCACCCGUGGCCACCAUCUUUACAAUCUCCUAUCACACCCUAUGUUGACUUUACUGGCAUACCACCGUCGAAACCUCCAGUGGCCUACGUCUGGGACUUGAGUGUCGCCCAGGAAGCUCAAAUGACCAGACUUAGGAUACCGAUUCAUCUCGUUCUUCCAUUAAUUAUUCCCGAUGAUUCACUGCUCAGUAAUAUGUAUAGCAAUUACGUCGAGGGCGCAAGACACAUGCUAGCGACAGGACACACCCCCUCGGAGGUCCUGGGAACUGGCGGCGACUUCUCUUUGGAAUUGUUCUUCCGGGCCCGUGCUGAGACCGAUAAGUUCGACUGCGCUUCUUGGGCAUGUGAAGUUUGUCGAGCUCUUGCAGUAUUGGAUGAUUCUGUACGUAUUGCGACGGCAUACUUGCUCACAUGCAUGAUGCGGUGGCUAUUAGCGCCCACGCAAGAGAAUUAUGCAAAACUGCCAGACAUCAUGAAGCCGACACCUUCUCAACGGAUGAUUCCUCAUAUUGGCGCAAUUGAAAUGCUGCCCUUGGGUCCUCUACGAGAUGCCCUAAUAUACCACAUGCGUGACUGGCUAUCAUUUGUCAGAAAGGACACGUGGUCGGUCAACUGGCCAUUCGACCAGAACGCCGCCAUCGAGCAAGAUCCCGUGACGAACACCAGAAAGCUAGCGGCCAAGUUCAUCGAGCAUAUCAGUGACUACGGAAACUGGAGCGUCAGUCGCCAAUUUCUGCACGCUUUUCCCGAACUCACUGGGCGAAUCCGGGUCCACGAUUGA